Suillus subalutaceus is the source of this 699-nucleotide messenger RNA. RefSeq lists its product as uncharacterized. The transcript has 4 exons. The record is from RefSeq and is a predicted model, not a curated record. Lineage: Eukaryota; Fungi; Basidiomycota; Agaricomycetes; Boletales; Suillaceae. Bases 11 to 607 code for a protein of 198 amino acids.
AGACACUUGGAUGAUAAACGAAUACAAGCACAUUGGAAGGGAGAACGCAGCCAAGAGAAUACAAGCUGCUUACCUUCGCUUAGGAUCUAACUGUACCGCUUCUGCUUCCGCUCUCCUCGUCAACCACCGCUACCAUUACUUCAUGAAGUUCGAUGAUGAUGAUGUGCCGAUACCGGUGCAGAACAAGCCCUACCUGGGUGAUAUUAUGGUUCACCUCAUGAAGGGCCGUUAUUUCAGUGGAUCGAAGUCAGUCGGCGUCAUGUUUGCGAAAAGAUUUUCCGAUAUUGCCAAGAAUAAAGCCAAAAGGCCCGAGGUCACAAUUCCAAUGAUUGCUUUGACAGCCACUUCGGUGUACGCAGCGCUCUUCUGGAAGGCACAUGGUGCUCCGGCCAAGUUUAACUUUACCGGAAAUCAAUUUAGCGAGGUCUAUUUCUUCCAUGUCAAAUUCCUAAAAGAUCUCAGCGCAAAAUCACCCGAGAAAUUCCACAAGCUGAUGGCCGAUAUCUUCGCUGCAAUACAGGAUCUCAUGCAGUACAAGAACGCCGCCACUGAUGCAGAAGCUGAUGCGCUUGCAUUCCUCGACCUCGACGGGAUGGACGAGGACUAAAUCUCCUUAGUAUUGCCUCUUGAAAUUGUUAUAUACUUGCCUUGCUCUUGACUAUUACAUUCUUUUUAAUGAAAACUAAUUUCUUUCUUGUA